Messenger RNA from Aegilops tauschii subsp. strangulata, 1524 nucleotides. Its product is annotated as tubby-like protein 4. The record is from RefSeq and is a predicted model, not a curated record. NCBI's taxonomy places the organism in Eukaryota, Viridiplantae, Streptophyta, Magnoliopsida, Poales, Poaceae.
GCUCCCGAGACGGCGACCGUUAGCACUCGCCACUCAUCACGCGUUUCAAAUUUAAAUCCUCCCUCCAAACCACCACCCACAGCGCCAUUUGGUCCAUAGAUUAAGCACCAGCCAAGCCUCGCACUAACACGCACGCGAGCUCCGCGCACUACGAAACCCCCGUCCACCUCCACCUCCCCUCGCGCGCGCACCAAUGGCAGCCACGCCGCCCAAGAGGGAGCCGCUGGCCCCCCUCAGCUGCAACGCGGCCGCAAACACGCCUGCGGCCGCCACGCGGCCACGCGCGCCGGCGGUCUCUGCCGAGAAGGAGAACCUGGGCGCGGCCAAUCUCGGCCCCGGCAAGGAGGAAAAGAGGGCGACGGCGCCUGCUGCCGCGAAGGCGGCGCCGCUGAAGCCGUCGUCGCUGCAGGCCCGCAUGGAGGGCGAGGAGGCGGCGGGGCUGCCCGUGUUCGUCGGGCCGAGGGGGAGGGAGCUGCUGCCGCCGGCGCCGCCGGCGCCGGCGUCGUCGUCCUACGAGGCGUGGGACCUCUCCGACAACGAGGCGGCGCCGGCCGCGUCCUGGGCCACCCUGCCCAACAGGGCGCUGCUGUGCCGCCCGCUGCCGCUCGACGUCGGGAGGUGCACCUGCGUCGUCGUCAGGGAGAAGGCCACUGGUGCCAGAGGCGUGGCGCUCUACUCGCUCUACACCAACGAGGGGCAGGGGCGGCAGGACCGGAAGCUGGCGGUGGCCCGGCACCGGAGGAGGAGAGGGAGGUCGGAGUUCAUCGUGGCGCAGAACCAGGACGGCGUCUUCUGCAGCUCCGACAAGAACUUCCUCGGGACUAUGGGUGCCAAUCUUGUUGGAUCCAAGUACCAGAUUUGGGGACAGGGGAACCGGGUCGAUGAGCUGAAGAGCCAAUCCAAGCGGCUUCUCGGCGUUAUCGCAUUUGCCCCUACUAUUACUACGCUCACGGGGAGUUUCAGAAGCAUGAGGGCAUGGAUCCCCAAGAACCAGUCCAUGCAGUUGAGGACCAACAGUUCUGCUCAGAUUCAGCAUGUCAGUGGGCUUCCAAAGGAUUGGCAGGAGAAGAGGAGCAGAGCUGAACAACUCUGCUCAAGAUCACCUUUCUACAACAAUAUGACGAAGCGCUACGAACUAGAUUUCAGAGAGAGGGUUGGGAGGAUGGGAUACAAGGUGCAGACAUCAGUGAAGAACUUUCAGAUGACUUUGGAGGAAAAUGGGAGGCAGACGAUCUUGCAGCUUGGUAGGGUCGGGAAGUCCAAGUACAUAAUGGAUUUCAGAUACCCCUUGACUGGAUACCAAGCAUUCUGCAUUUGCUUGGCGUCGAUGGACUCCAAGCUUUGCUGCACGCUGUGACUGAGAUGCAGAUGCGACAGAGUUUCGUUUAGCCCGGAUGUUGUUUUUGUGCUGCACCCUGAUGGUUUCCUUUGUUCGAUUUUUAUGUACAUGUAGUCUUCUCGCCUCGAGAAGGGAUUAAAUAAUUAGUAGAAGUAUCAUAAGAGAGCAAAUUGUUCGUCUGCUUA